AUGAUACCCAAUUGCACUUCACAGAAAAUAGAUAGAAAUGCCGAGCAGAGUGUUAAAAACAUAGCCAAUAAAAAAGAAAAUAUUUCUAAAGAGGCAAACAGUGGAAGCAAGCCCGCCCAGUUUCUGUUCAAGUUCAACAACUACACCAGAAAAACAGGCAAAAACAUUCCCCUUCUGCACAACAUUUCGUUUGAGCUGCCAAAAGGAAAACUCAUUGCCCUGAUGGGGCUUAGCGGAGAAGGAAAAUCCACGCUUUUUGAAAGUAUGUCAGGGCGGUGCUCGAGCAGCCACAAAACAUACGGAGAGGUUUGCAUAUACAAGAAAGACGGGUCUCUCGUAAAAAGAAACGCGGAAGAGUGGGUAAAAAGAGUGAACUACCACAUGCAGGAGGUAACCCAGUACAGAAAUAUACCCGUACACUCUUUGCUUUGCUCGAUUGCCAGGUGCUACGGGAAGGACAAAAAAAUAGUAGAAAACCUUCUUGUGCACUUUCGAGUGAGCAAAGCAAAGCACACUUUGUUUUCAAAGCUGUCAGGGGGCGAGCAGAAAAGAAUCAUGACAAUUGUUGGAAUUAUCAGCGAAAAAGAGCUUAAUCUGUGGGACGAGCCGCUGACAGGCCUGGACUCAGAAAUAGCCAAGAAAACUCUGCGCUUCAUGAAGAACAGCAGGACAACAAACGUUGUCAGUGUCCACCAGCCAUCCAUUGAGAUAAUGAACAUGUUCGACUGGGUGAUAUUCAUGCACAGCUCAACUGUUCUGUACUCAGGACCGUACACAGGGAUGCAGGAGUACUUUCAGCAGAGGGGAAUAGAAUUCAAUGAAAAUAUUUUGUUCAUAGACUACCUGAUGCGGCUGAGUGCGGAUAAUCCUGAAAAUCCAACAGACAGAGAAAACAUUGCAAAGCUCAGCAGACUCACCCAGGAGAUUCUCAGCCGCAGGGAGGGCGAGCGAGGAGAGGAUAACGUGUUUCUGACAAACUCGUACAGUGUAAAUUUUAUCAGAGUAAAGGAAAUACUAAACAGAUCGCUCUAUUUUGACAAAGGGUUCAAAGGGUCUUCCAUCCUCUAUGAGAUUAUCUACUACACCUUUUGGCUCUUUGUUCUGAUGCUUGGCUGCAUAAUCCUCGAAAAAACCAUCAUGUCGUACAGCAACGGAUUUCUGAAAAAAAUGUUCUUCGAUCCAAUAUAUACAAUAAUCGACAUUCUAGACUCGCAAGAAUUUUCUUCUUCUUCAGACUACAUCGAGACACUAAAAGAAUGUUUAACUACGGUAGUGAACGCAAAGUGGGUCUCAGGGGCUAUCUACUUUUUUCAAACAGAACGCGCCCUUACCUUUAUAAGCAUGGUGAGUUUGUUUUCAAAUUUGACAAACACUGACUACUACAGACUGUGCAAAAUAAAUAUCACAGAGGGCCAGUUUACAGUGGGAGACUUUUUAGUUGCACAGACCAUUGAGAUCUGCAGCAGAAAGAUUCCCAUGGCUUUCUUCUUUUCCACAGUCUCCUACUAUCUGCUCUACAGCUCCUUCGUAGAGGACGAUAUAAAAGCGUACUUUGUGCCAAAUAUGCUUGACAUUGUGCUUGUCUCUGCAGUCAGCUCGUUUGUGAUGGGGCUGUACGUUCUGGCUAUUCACAUGAUGCCAGUCUCUUCAAAGGUGUACAUGUAUGUGGGCACAGCUGUGCUUUUACUGACGCAAUCAAUAAUUCUGCAGCUUGAGUCGCUUUCAGGUUUUCUGGAUAGCAAUGCAGCCGCACUGAUCAACGAUAUGAUGAAGGGAGAAGUGGACCUCAACAAGCUUAGCAUGAAAAAGAUAGCUAGAGAGCACCAUCCGUUUUACGAUCUAAGAAUCAGCAUGCUGCAGAAGAAGCCCUGCUUUUUGGAUGGCCUUGUGGCCGAUGAGAUCGAAACAGAGGGGCUUCAGUUCAAACAUUUUCUGCUAUCAGUAUUUUCGUAUGUGCUAAAAACCUUCUAUCAGCUGGGGCCUUUUGCAAUCAAUGAAGAGCUCCUGACAAAGAUGCGCCUGUACAGAGAAACAAUAUACAGCGUGGAAGGAGCAGAAAGCCUAGCAAGAUACAUUGAUUCUAAAUCUACACUCAGUCUGAGCAUGGAUAUCAUUCAAGAGAUAGAGAAAAAGCGGGGGAUAAUGUACAUAGGAGACAUGGAAAAGGAGCUGAAUAUGCACGAGCUUCUUGAUCCGUCUAGUCUCAUUGACAAAGUGACACUGGGAUCCAUUGCCAUGUCUGUUUUGCGCGUGCUGAUUCCUCCUGUAUGCAUUCUAGCAGUUACAGGAGCCUUCAAGUACAGACAGCUCCAGCCAAAGAUAAGAAACUAG
This is a messenger RNA of Nematocida minor, 2331 nucleotides long. RefSeq lists its product as uncharacterized. The transcript has a single exon. Gene Ontology annotation, molecular function: ATP binding; ATP hydrolysis activity. Bases 1 to 2331 code for a protein of 776 amino acids. The record is from RefSeq and is a predicted model, not a curated record. NCBI's taxonomy places the organism in Eukaryota, Fungi, Microsporidia.